Chelmon rostratus (copperband butterflyfish) is the source of this 1951-nucleotide messenger RNA. It is a transcript of the gene poglut2, whose product is annotated as protein O-glucosyltransferase 2. The transcript has 10 exons. NCBI's taxonomy places the organism in Eukaryota, Metazoa, Chordata, Actinopteri, Chaetodontiformes, Chaetodontidae. Bases 288 to 1805 code for a protein of 505 amino acids. Gene Ontology annotation, cellular component: endomembrane system. Gene Ontology annotation, molecular function: protein binding; glucosyltransferase activity. The record is from RefSeq and is a predicted model, not a curated record.
UGGAAGGAGCUAACGGUAACCGUCAAAUCGCUAAAGGCGUGUUCAAUUAAUAAAUUUAUACGCGUAUUAGCCAUGUAAAAGCCGUUAGCAAUGCCACCGCUGAAUGGUGGUACGCCAACUGGAAACAGGACGAACUAAGGCUACACCUAACGCUACAGACUUGUAUUCGCCGUCUUGAUGUUUUUGACAUUUUUAAACCAACAAUGGAAAGUUUGGGCAGUGAGCCUCUGUAGGGACAAAAAUAACGACUAACGUUAAAAGACAGCGGACCCCGGAUAGUUAACACCAUGUCUCUUCGACUAUUUUCGUGGUUGCUGCUGCUCCUCUGCCUGGAUGUGUUCAGACGUGAACUCGCAGGGGCUGAGGCAGGCUCGGUACCCAGCGCCGCAAAAACUUUAGUAUGGGGACCUGGACUGGAGGCGAACCUUGUCCUCCCAGCUCGGUUUUUCUACAUACAGGCAGUGGACAGUUCCGGGAGAAAUUUAACAACAUCACCCGGUGAGAAGACCUUUGAAGUGAAGAUUGUGUCUCCAGUGGAGCACUUCACCAGGAUUUGGAUCCAGAUCCUGGAUCGUCAGGAUGGCUCCUUCCUGGUGCGCUACAGAAUGUACGCCACCUACACAGACAUUCAUGUGCACGUUCUGCUCAAGGACGAGCAUGUUGCCAAGUCACCAUUCAUUCUCAAAGGCCCAGUCUACCAUGAGGGCUGUGACUGUCCCCAGCCGAGUGGUUCUGUGUGGGAAGCCCACAUGCACUGUCCUCAGUCCUUCCCCCAGAUAGACAAGGACCUGGCCCUCUACGCCAGUGUCGACCCGGAUCUCAACGCACAGGAGAUCCCGCAGCGCUUUGGACAAAGACAAAGCCUUUGCCACUACACUGUUAAAGACAACAAGGUCUACGUUAAAACUUUUGGAGAGCAUGUAGGUUUCAGGAUCUUUAUGGAUUCCAUCCUCCUGUCACUCUCCAGAAAGGUGCGGCUCCCUGAUAUGGAGUUUUUUGUUAACCUGGGUGACUGGCCGCUGGAGAAGAGGAAACCCACCGAGAGGAUUCAUCCCAUCUUUUCCUGGUGUGGCUCUAACAAUACCAGUGAUAUUGUCAUGCCCACCUAUGACCUGACUGAGUCUGUCCUUGAGACCAUGGGAAGAGUAAGUCUGGACAUGAUGUCAGUGCAGGCCAACACAGGCCCACCGUGGCCAGAGAAGAACGCCACAGCCUUCUGGAGGGGCCGGGACAGCCGUCAGGAACGCCUCGAGCUGGUCAAGCUUUCCAGGGCCCACCCCAGCAUGAUAGAUGCAGCCUUCACCAACUUCUUCUUCUUCAAACAUGAUGAGAGCCUCUAUGGGCCGCUUGUCAAACAUGUGUCUUUCUUUGACUUUUUCAAGUACAAGUACCAGAUAAACAUUGACGGCACUGUGGCGGCGUAUCGACUGCCUUACCUCUUGGCAGGAGACAGUGUGGUGUUAAAGCAAGAUUCUGGCUACUACGAGCAUUUUUACAAUGAGCUGCGGCCGUGGGAGCACUACAUCCCCAUCAGGGCGGACCUCGGAGACCUGCUGGAGAAGAUCCAGUGGGCUCGUGAUCACGAUGAAGAGGUUCAGAAAAUUGCACUGGCGGGUCGGCAGUAUGCCCGCAAUCAUCUAAUGGGAGACAAAAUAUUUUGUUACUACUACAAACUUUUCCAGGAGUAUGCCAAACUGCAGAUCACAGAGCCUAAGAUUCGUGAAGGCAUGGAGCUUGUAGAGCAGCCCAGCGAUGACCUGUUCCCAUGUUUCUGCCACAGGACGAGGACAAAGGAUGAACUCUGACUGACCUGCUGUCAACCAGUCACAGAGCAACCCUUCAUAUCUGAUAUACUGCCAAAUCAUUUUUCAGUGUGAAUGAAUUGUAUGACUAUGAUAUGAAUACACACAUUAUCUCAUUUUUAAAAUAAAUAAUUGUCUUUUUGUAUGUU